Molecule: messenger RNA, 1103 nt
Organism: Helianthus annuus (common sunflower)
Lineage: Eukaryota; Viridiplantae; Streptophyta; Magnoliopsida; Asterales; Asteraceae
Product: heterogeneous nuclear ribonucleoprotein U-like protein 1
Exons: 2
Coding region: 223-1032 (269 amino acids)
Source: RefSeq, a predicted model, not a curated record
AAUGGAUUUUCAGCACGGUCACCGACUCUAUGGUUGGCCGUGUGAUCAACUCAGCCACGACUGCUCGUGAAGCCUGGGUUCAGAUCGAGAAAAUCUAUCUGAGUAACAAACAAGCCCGCGCUGCGGCUUUAGAAACAAUCUUCGUGAAUCUGACUCUGGCUGCCUGUUCAUCACUGGACGAUUACUGCACCCGCCUGCAGGAUCUCGCUAACCAGUUGGCCGAUGUUGACCAACCCAUUGCCGAAUCCCGGCUGGUUCUCCAACUCGUUCGCGGGUUACCAGCCGAAUACGACACAUGCUGACUGGGACACGGCACGGACCAUGCUCAACGAUGAAAAGAUCCGUGUUGAAGCCCGUCAGCAACAACAAUCAUCCGUCCUCGCUGCUGCCUCUGUGCCUUCGAACGCCCCAUCUCAGCCGCACCCUUCAACCAAUCCGACCUACUACUCUAAUAGGGGUAGGGGUUGUGGUCGGGGACAAGGAUUUCGGUCUUACCGGGGUGGCCGCGGACGUGGAGGCGGCACCCGCCCUUCACAGUCAAACACAUAUAACCAAAACAAUCCCACUCACUUUUCCAACACUUACCCUCCUUGGGCUUGGUGGAACAUUCCGCCAUGUCCCUACCCGACCCAACCCAACUACAGGCCCAAUAACCCUCCACAAAACCCACCUGCCCCUAACACUCCAUCGGCCCACUAUGCAACCCAAUACCCGCCUCCUGGCUUUGAUCCAUUUAAUGCAGCAGCCUACGGCCCAAAUGAUCAGCAGACCGGCCCACCACAGGUUUCCUCAGAACCGCAACCUGGCCCAGCCGCAUCACAGCCUGCUCAUGCUUCCAUUGCACAGGGGUUCUAUAAUCCAGCCGGUUCUGCGCAAGAGUUUGAUGCUUUGAAUCCUUCGGACCUCGGUGCAGCGUUCACCACUAUGGUGCUCAACGAACCAGAACCCACCUGGACCAUGGACACAGGUGCCACUGAGCAUCUCACUACUCACCAAGGACCUUACAACUGGCGACCACCUUUCGCGCCAUAACAGCACAGGGGACCUCUACACAUUUACCGCACCAGAGCCUUCCGCUUGUCUCAUUACUUCUCAGUCUUUCC